Molecule: messenger RNA, 2193 nt
Organism: Oncorhynchus masou masou (cherry salmon)
Lineage: Eukaryota; Metazoa; Chordata; Actinopteri; Salmoniformes; Salmonidae
Product: zinc finger protein 492-like
Exons: 2
Coding region: 289-1296 (335 amino acids)
Source: RefSeq, a predicted model, not a curated record
UGUGGGACAUAUCAACCCCACAAGUGAUCAAAGUUGCUCCCUCAAGCUAAAUCAAGGGCUGAGGGGGCAACUUUUGUGAAUUGGACUGCCACUUAAGAUGGCAACCAAAUUGCAUCCGGUUUCAACGGAGAUUCCCCCGAGGGAAAGUAGUUAGUGCGAGAGUUGAGGGGGUAAAAAUAACACAAUUGGACCGCAGCCCAAGAGUAAACAGACUGCUACAACCUGAUUGGCAGAAUGUGAUAUGCAACAUCCAGGACUAGCAUUUAAACUCUAGCAUGGUGUUGUAAAAUGGUGUUUCAUGAAGAAAUUAUGCACACAUUUCCCACCUUCUUGCCAUUAAAUCCUUUGCAGCCUGAAUGGAGAAUGUUUUAUGUACGAACCGGUCCAUGGGUAUACAAGUUUAUAGCCACAUGCAGUCCCUUUGGACGGGUCCUGAGUGGAGUAGACAUGGCUGACCAGGAAACUGGGCCCAAUGGGCUGGCUAAGAGGGCUGCAGCAGGUGCUGCGGUUUUCAAAGUGCGUGAGGCUGCAAUGGCUAUUCUUCAAAACGAAUCUACUGGUAACCUGAAAGUACAAAAACGGAUUGCCCCAUCGACUCCUUUAAUUGUACCAAAACCUUCCCUGAAGCCGUACAAGCGGCCCCCCACUCUGCUAUUGCCACCUUCAUACAGCGCCAACCCAGUUGGAGGAUUUACCUGUGAGGUGUGCGGCCAGAACUUCUUCUCUUUUCCUCAGGUGGUGAGACACAAACAGUUCCACGACGAAGAAAGGCCCUUUCCCUGUGGUGUGUGUGGGAAACGUUUCCUGAGCCGCAGCCACUACACUGAGCACCAGCGGGUUCACACUGGGGAGCGGCCCUUUCCCUGCGACCAGUGUGAGCGCUCGUUCACCACACACCACAACCUGAAGCGUCACCAAACCAUCCAUGCCAAAGAAGAGGCGUAUCGCUGCCGGAAAUGUGGCGUGCUUUUCUGCCAGCGCCACGAGUACCCCGGGGGCAUGCCCAGACCCGACCUCGAGCUUCGACCUGGGUUUGAGUCCACAUCCACGAUGCAACCAACACCUCCCAUUCAGGUCACACUCACACCCAAGCAGCUUAAGAAGCUUAACAAGAAGCGCAAUGAUCUCUCAACGAAACAUGAUCAUUCUAAAAAGAAGAAAAAGGGGACUAGAGUCAAACAUCCAGGCCCAGCAGAGAAAGUGAAUUAUGUGCGUCAAGAGGAACUUUGGCCUGUGUUGUUAACUAAAGGAGAAAAAUUGCAAAAAGUUGCUUAUGACAUUGAGGUUAUUAUAUGAUCCCACAUGAUGAUAAAAUAAAUGGGAUAAUUAGUCCGAUCAUGAUUUAAAAAAUAAGUUUGUUUUGUUUCAUCUCCACCGAUGUGGACGCUGUUUCAGAAAGGAGUUAUACCUUGAAACACUUGUUUUGCCUCGCAUCAUGAUUUUGGUAUUUAUUCCUUCAUGAGUUUGAGAAAAUAACUUUCCACAAUUGAUCAUGAUUUGGAAACAUUCUGUCAAGCAUUUCAAAUGAUUAACUGUCCUCUGAAAUGUUAUGGUUUCGCUUUUGAGAUCUUGACCAUUUUUUUUUGUAUUAGAAUAGAAUAUACACUUUUGAGUUAUGAUUAAUUCAGUUGUUUUGAUCCAUUGCCAUGUAAGGGCUAGUGUCCAUGCAUUAUUAUAUGACAUGCUAUUAAACUAGUUAACUCCUCUGAUGUGGCACAUCAAAAUGUAUUUCCAUAUCAAAUAAUGUUCAUCUGCUUUUCAGAUUAUGUUCAUAAAGGCCUGUAAGGGUUUCUCUCUGGGCCUUAACCAUUGAGUUGUCCAGAAAUUGCCUUCACCAAUAUAUGUAAGCAAAAAUGAUCAUGAUGCAUUGUUGUUGAUUAAUUACUAAAUGUACCUGUCAUAAGAACAAGUGAAUCCCGAUAUCUGUAGUCUGUGUAAUGUGGACAGUGUUGUUAAAUUUGGGUAACAGAGUCUGUCUAUGUCGAAAUGAUACGUCUCCAGUUGAAUUCUGUAUAACUACCUCAGGCUGAUUGUAAAAUGUAUUUUUUAAAUUGAUAAUGGGAUUACUUACACAUUUAUUGCCUUUGUCUUUAUUAAUGACACUUUCCAGGUAUUUGUUUUUCAUGUCACAAGAAACUCAUUUUAAAGUGAAUGUAAGCAUGCAUUGAAAUAUAUUGAUUCACAAGGCUUUAA